GCGUAUCUCGCGGAGUCGCGAACGGGUCGAGCCGAGUCAAUCAACGCAAGUCGCAACGCAUCCAGCCAGUCAAGGUCGCCUCAUCUGGCGGCAUGACGUGAAAUUCGAAUGCGACAAUAAUUCUUAAUUUAAAAUUUGAUUGCUGUGAUAUAUUAUAUUUUUUUUAUUUUGCGUUUUGUUACAACAAGUUCACAAAUUAUUUAAAUUAAAUUGUGCAAUGUGUUUUUAGUGUUAACUGCGCGUUUUGUUUAAGGCAUUUUUUAGUUUAAAUUGAAGCCAGUAUGAAGUCUGUGGUGUGGAUGCUGCUGCUGUGCAUGGCAGCAGCCAAGGUCUCUGCCUACCACAUAUUGGGCGUGUUUCCGGUACCCUCUCGCAGUCACAAUCACCUGGCAAAGGGAAUCGUGGACUCUUUACUGAAGGCUGGUCAUCAAGUAACAUGGGUCACACCGUAUCCGUAUGAUAAUAAAAAUAAAAACUUGAAGCUAGUUCCGGUGGGCACGAAAGUAAUCGCCGACGCAUUGGACAUGACCAAUCUGAACAACAUCAACCAGGGCGUCAACGUUGCUAAGGAGUUCGCGAGGAACAUAACGACGAUGACAGCCAACACGCCGGCCGUGAGGGAAGCAGUGGUCAAGACACAGUACGACGCUGUGGUCACAGAGUGGUUCUUCUCCGAAAUUGAUGCUGGCUACGCGGCCGUGCAACAAGCUCCAUGGAUACUGCUAGGAGGCACAGUAUACAAUUCCUUCCUCGAGCGGCUUGUGGACGAAGUGCGCUCAGUGCCAACCGUGCCCUUCUUGAUGAACAGCGCUCCUAUACCAAUGAAUUUGUGGCAGAGGCUCGUCAACACCUUCUUUCAUUGCAUGAUCACCAUCACCGACUGGCUUGAAUAUUUAUCGACAUGUGAGAGAUACAACGCCUACUUCUCGUCUCUGGCAGCCGCCCGUGGAGUGCCGCUACCACCACUAUCGGAAGCAACCAAUAACGUGUCAAUUCUGUUGGUGAACUCGCAUCCGUCGUUUGCGCCUGCGCAGCCGGUCCCACCCAAUGUGAUAAACGUCGCUGGCUACCAUAUACCUGAGGAUAUUCCCCCUCUGCCGAAAGAUCUGCAAGAUUUAUUGGACUCGUCGAAACACGGCGUGGUGUACUUCAGCAUGGGGUCGGUGCUGAAGUCGGCCGCCCUUCCCGAGCACAUCCGCCGCGGGUUGAUACAAGUGCUGGGAGAGCUGCCGUACACGGUCCUGUGGAAGUUCGAGGAGGAGAUCUCCGGCCUACCGAAGAAUGUGCACGUACGGCCGUGGAUGCCACAGCCCAGUAUCUUGGCCCAUUCUAACGUAAAGCUGUUCAUCACACACGGAGGUCUCCUCAGCACCUUGGAAUCACUCCAAUAUGGGAUACCACUAUUAGCUAUCCCAAUGUUUGGAGAUCAGCCCGGUAACGCGGAGAGAGCGAUCCGAAACGGAUACGCACGGAAAAUCAAGUAUGGGGACGAUGUUGCUGACCAGCUGAGGGUAGAACUGAAGGAGAUGCUGAAUAAUGACAGGUACUACAAGCGCGCGAAGUACCUGUCGCGCCUGUUCCGCAACAGGCCGGUGCCACCCAGCAAGCUAAUCUCACACUACGUCGAGCUCGCCAUCGAAACCAAAGGCGCGCACCACCUGCGGUCUCCAUCGCGGCAGUACGCGUGGUACGCGCGCUGGAUGCUGGACCAGGCCGCGCUGCUGCUGGUCGCCCUCUACCUCGUGUACAGGCUCGCGCGGGCGCUGCUCUCACUGUGUUGUGGGAAGAACAAACAGAAAAUAAAGAGAAAUUAAUGAGAUUGUAUUUUGAUAAAUAUAUUGAUUUUUUUAUCAUAUAA
Messenger RNA from Galleria mellonella (greater wax moth), 1858 nucleotides. Its product is annotated as UDP-glucosyltransferase 2-like. NCBI's taxonomy places the organism in Eukaryota, Metazoa, Arthropoda, Insecta, Lepidoptera, Pyralidae. The record is from RefSeq and is a predicted model, not a curated record. The transcript has 10 exons. Bases 282 to 1814 code for a protein of 510 amino acids. Gene Ontology annotation, molecular function: UDP-glycosyltransferase activity.